This is a messenger RNA of Pelagomonas calceolata, 265 nucleotides long. Lineage: Eukaryota; Pelagophyceae; Pelagomonadales; Pelagomonadaceae. The record is from the annotation of a GenBank genome assembly.
GAAAGAGCCAUGUCUCUAGCUGUACGAGUCACUUGCCUUGAAACUCUUGGAAUCACGCUUUAAUCAAUGCGCCCUGGCGAAGAUGGAGGGUCUCGCGGCGAUAUCCUUGCAAAUAGAUGUCGUGCCUGACUUUAACCUAAACGGAGAACGGAUCAGAUGGGUCACCGAGCAAUCCAUCCGAACCUCUGUCUCGCGUCCAGGAACACGUAUUCGAGAAGUACCUUGGGUGACUUGGAAAAGAUCACGGAACAGCUGGAGUGGUGGG